This is a messenger RNA of Trichechus manatus latirostris (Florida manatee), 9353 nucleotides long. RefSeq names its product SZT2 subunit of KICSTOR complex (gene SZT2). Gene Ontology annotation, cellular component: peroxisome. The transcript has 60 exons. NCBI's taxonomy places the organism in Eukaryota, Metazoa, Chordata, Mammalia, Sirenia, Trichechidae. The coding region runs from base 303 to 8729 and encodes 2808 amino acids. The record is from RefSeq and is a predicted model, not a curated record.
GAUUUUUUUUUUACAGUCUGUCCCUACACUCAGUCAUCCUAAUCUAGCCUUCAUACUGGAGGCAUCUUUUUGCCUCUGCCCCAGGUAGCCUGUAGUUUCCUUCAGCCCUAAACCACAGCCUUCUGUGACCUCCUAAUCUGGGUCUGCCUGAGGUUCUAUUUGCUGUUUGGAGGUUGUGCCCUGGUUUUCCGUGAAUGCUCCUAUAAGGCUGUCCUUCCUGUUCUUAGGUACUCUCCCUUCAGCACAGUGGUUCCGACUCAUCCCAUGCCCAGUUUGCUGCCUACUGGAAGCCAGUGCUGUCCAUGGAUGCUAAUUCAUGGCAGCGCUGGCUGCACAUGCAUCGCCUGGUGCUCAUCCUGGAGCACGAUACACCAAUCCCCAAGCACUUGCACACUCCGGGCAGCAAUGGACGCUAUAGCACUAUCCAGUGCAGGAUUUCCCACUCCUCACUGACCUCUCUGCUUCGGGACUGGAGCAGCUUCGUGCUAGUGGAGGGCUAUUCUUACGUCAAGCUGCUUUCCAGCGCCCCAGAUCAGCCCCCUUCCUCCUUCUACAUGGUCCGCAUCAUUUCCAAGGCGCCAUGCAUGGUUCUUCGCCUGGGUUUUCCCAUUGGCACAUCAGCACAGGCCCGGCACAAGAUUGUGUCAGACUUGAGAGAAGAGAUCCUGCAAUUACGUUUCCCCCACCGAGUACAAAGCAAGGAGCCAACACCAAAGGUGAAACGCAAAGGGCUGGGGGGUACUGGUGGGGGCAACUCUCCCUCUAAGUCACCCCCCAUGCUGGGACCACAGCAGGCCCUGUCUGACCGGCCCUGCCUUGUGGUCCUGCAUAAGCCACUGGACAAGCUACUAAUCAGGUAUGAGAAGCUACCCCUGGACUACCGGGCACCUUUCUUGCUGACACUGGAGCCACCAGGGCCACUGCCAUUGGUGUCAGGCCGCUCAGCCUCUUCCAGCCUAGCGUCACUGUCGCGCUACCUUUAUCAUCAGCGCUGGGUCUGGAGUGUCCCGUCAGGGCUGGCCCCUGCGCUGCCCCUCAGCGCUAUCGCCCAGCUGCUCUCCAUCCUCACUGAAGUUCGUCUGUCUGAAGGGUUCCACUUCGCCUGCAGCGGGGAAGGAAUCAUCAACAUGGUCCUGGAGCUUCCAGUUCAGAAUGAACCGCCUGGGCAGGAUGCAGCUGAAGAGAAACACACGUGCGUUGUCCAGUACAUCCUUUUCCCCCCACACUCUACCUCCACCAAAGACAGUUUCUCAACAGACGAUGACAAUGAUGUGGAGGUGGAGGCUCUGGAGGGAGACUCAGAGCUCAAUCUGGUCACAGAGGUCUGGGUGGAGCCACAGUGUGGGCAUGUGGGACCUGGCCCUGGAAGCUGGAAGCACCUCCAGGACUUAACAUACCCUGAGAUCCCUCAGGCUCUCCACCCACGGGAUGCUGCCUGCAUAGGCUCCAUGCUGAGCUUUGAGUACCUGAUACAGCUAUGCCAGAGCAAGGAAUGGAGUCCUCUGCCCCAAGAGCCAAGGGUCUCUGAUGGACUGGACCAGGGAGGAGACACCUGUGUUUAUGAGAUCCCUUUCCAUUUUGACCUAAUGGGAUUGUUGCCACAGUGCCAACAACUCCAGAUGUUCUUCCUUCUGCUUUCACAAGGUGCAGAGGGACUAGUAGUGGGGGGCCAUGGCAUCCCGAAGGAUCAAGCAGUCAGCAGCGUCCUGGCCACUGGAGACUCAGCUCUUACCAACCUGAGUGUAGGUCCUCCUGAAACUCUCAAGCCUCUCAUCCCUGCCCAGCCCCUUCAGUGGCGCUGCUAUGCAAGACUUGUGACCCCUCAGCAUGUAUUUCUAAGUUUUCUCCCAGCUACCUUCUCAGAUGUCCGGCGUCUCGCUGCCUAUGGCUUGGAGGGGCCUUCUCAAGAGGAGACAAAGCCUAAGUUUGGGGAUUGGAGUGGGGCCCCCAGCCUCAAAGAUCUGGGAGGAACUGGGGUCAAGACUACAAAGCCCCAGGUUCCUGUCCUUAGUGUAACCCCAGCCAGUGACAAUGCCCAGAAUCAAGGAGAGCUGAGCCCACCCUUCUGUCGGGACUUACAGGCUUCUACUGGGCGUCAGGCUCCCCAAACCGAGGGUGCAGAUGGGCCCCGGACCCGGUGUCCUGUCUACAUCUAUAGCUGUUCCCUAGAAGCACUGAGGGAGCAAAUGGUUGGCAUGCAGCCUCCUCAGGCACCUCAAGACCUCAUCUUCCGGACUCAGUUCCUCGACCACUCCUCCCCAUCCUCAGCCUGGAUGGAGCCCAGGUACAAGGAAGCAGCCAACCAUUGUGCCUUGUUGCAGGAGCAUGCACAGCGAUGCUACGUCCGUGGGCUGUUCCGGAGCUUGCAGCAAGCACAGAGCGUGACGUCCCAGGACUUGCUGACAGCAGUAGAUGCCUGUGAGGAACUACUGCAAGAAGUGGACAUCACCCACUUUCUGCUCACACUGUGUGGUCACACUUGUGGUUUGCCUCAUGCCCCGCCAAGCCCUGGUCCUCUCAGCCCCGGGCUCUUCAGCAGCAGCAUCGAGGAGGGCCCCGAGCCUCGGGAACGAGCUAUCCUAGCUUCUGAGUCCAGCAUAGAGACCGAGGACUUAAGCGAGCCUGAGUUCCAGAGCACUCGUGUCGCUGGCCAUCUAGACCCUGGCCCAGAGAUCUCUCUGACAGACAUCUGCCAGCUCAGAGGACAGGCACAUGAUGCCCUUCAUAGCCUCAUCCAGGAGAAGUUCCUGGAGAUUAGUCGUCUUCACUUCCAAACAGUGCCCUCCAAUCCCCACUACUUCUUCUAUUGCCCUCCAUCCAGCAGGCGAGAGGAUGAGGGCCCCCGGGACACAGUAGACAGAAAAGUCAGUGACCUGGAGUUUUCAGAGGUUGAGCUGAUAGGAGAAGAAGGAGACACAUCUGCCUGCUGUGUGGUCACUGAGAGUGACCCAGAGCUGGAGGUGGAGUACCGUGAGAGCCGAGAACCAGACCUGGGGCCUGCUGGGCUAGACUCUGCCUCGUUGUCCGACGCAGACACUGUGAACCCUGAUGAAGACUCCUUCAGUAUCCUAGGGGGUGACUCACCCACUGGGCCAGAGAGCCUCGUGCAUGAUCUGCCACCACUCUUCUUGCACCUCACGUGCUCCAUGCGGCUGCGUGGGCAGCACAGCUCAGUACCUGUGUGCAGCCUGCCCACCUGCCUGGGCCAGGUGCUGUCCAGCCUGGAGGGUCCCCCCAUUGGAGGCCGAGUUCCCCUGAGGGACCUCAGUGUCACUCUGGAUGUCUUCGUACUGACCUUGCCCCUAGAAGUGGAACUUCCCCCGGCUUCCGACCCCCAGCACCACCGGUCGACAUCUGAGAGCAGUGCUUCAUUCCCACGAUCCCCAGGGCAACCAUCAUCUUUAAGAUCAGAUGAUGGCCUGGGGCCCCCACUGCCACCUCCAGGAGGAGAGAGGCACCCAGGACUGUCCAACUUGGCCACACCCCACAGGCUGGCAAUUGAGACCACCAUGAGUGAGAUCCGCUGGUUGCUGGAGGAUGAGAUGGUGGCAGCACUUCGCAGAAGGGGUAUCCCCCAGAGCUCUGCCCUGCGCCAUGUAGCUGCCCACAUCCACAGCUCUCCAGGGCGCUCCACCUGCGUUCGCCAAACUUUGCCACUGAGUUUUGUGUUUGGGCCAGAACGUUCCCUCACACAAUUCAAGGAGGAGUUCCGCCGCCUCCACCUUCCUGGCCAUGUUCUUCUUGAGGACCCUGACAGUGACUUCUUCUUUGUGGCAGCUGGCCAACAGCCAGGUGGGUCCCACGGGGAGCCACCUCCAGUAGCCUGGGCUUGGCACAGCCACGAAGAUAGGGCUGAAGACAUCGAAGGGGAGGCCCUGACGGCCAGCCCCCAAGCCCCUGGCUCCCCAGAGGAUUCUGAGGGCCCUCCCCUCAUCAGCCUGCACAGCCUGCCACAGGGAGGGAGCCAGUCUGGGCCCAGCCGGGGACUAAGCCUUAUGUCCAGUCAGGGCAGUGUGGACUCAGACCACCUCGGUUAUGAUGGUGGCAGCAGUGGCUCAGACAGUGAGGGUCCCUCUGAGACCCUUGGUGAGAAGGCCCCUUUCACACUGCGAACUCCACCUGGGCCAGCACCUCCACAGCCUUCACUCUCAGGCCUCCCUGGACCCUGUCUGCCUGACUUUUGGCUUAUCGUCCGGGUACUGCAGGAUCGUGUAGAAGUAUAUGCACAUGCACGGAGCAUGAUACGGGAGGAUGGAGGGCCAGGCACUGAGUGUCGCCACCUGCAGCAGAUUCUAGUGAGGCGAGUUGGGGAGAUCUGCAGGGAGGUCAACCAGCGACUGCUUCUUCAGGACCUUCAUGACAGUCAUGUGUGUAACUCUCUUCUGGUGGCUGAGAGCGAAGAAGAUCUGUGGCGCAGUGAGACCCCCUUCCAUUCCCGUCAGCGGGUACCACUGCCCAGCGAUGAUUAUGCUGCUGAUGAGAGCUGUGCACCCCGAGGGUACCUAGCAGCCACAAUGCAGUUUGUCCCUGGACAUUUCUCCUGUGACGUUGUGUGGGGAACUGUGAUCCGAGUCCACUCACGCCUCAAGAUGGGGCCCAGCAUGGGAGUUUCUCGGGCCAUCCAGGCCCUGCGCUCUGUGCUCAAUGCCUUCUCUGUGGUGAACCGGAAGAAUAUGUUUGUCUAUCAGGAGCGAGCAACACAGGCUGUAUACUAUCUUCGGCUCCUAGAGACAUCCUGCAGUGACCGGCCAUGGGAAGGGGAUGCUGGGCCCCCAUCUCUCGCCCUGUCCCGGAGCCAGGAGCCCAUCUUCCCUGACGAGGCCUCGGGUCCUCGUUCUCCCCUGGACAUGGCCUCCAGCCGCAGUUCAGAUGCUGCUCGUCCUGUGGGCCAAGUGGACAGACACAUCCAGCUGCUGGUACAUGGUGUAGGGCAGGCAGGUCCCGAGAUCACAGAUGAACUAGUACGGGUACUGCGUCGGCGCCUGGAUGAGGCCACGCUGGAUGUCAUCACAGUCAUGCUUGUUCGGAACUGCAAGUUGACACCAGCUGAUGUGGAGUUCAUCCAGCCCCCUGGAAGCCUCCCCUCUGAGGUGCUGCAUCUGGCCCUGCCCCCCUCCUGCAGGGCCUGGCUUCCUGCCCUGGCCUGGUACCUGCGGCAGAACCUGCUCAUCUUCCUGCACUCUCCCAAGUACACAGACAGCAAUAGCCGGAACCACUUCCAACAUCCACUCCCACCACAAGGCGGCCUCCCCGACUUGGACAUCUACUUGUAUAACAAGCCUGGUGGACAGGGCACUGGGGGCAAAGGAGUCGCCUGCAUCACUCUAGCCUUUGUGGAUGAGGGAGGGACCCCCAUCUCACUGGCAUCAUGGCCCCCCACUUCUCCUGGGCCCCCAGACCCACUGCAAGAGGAGGAGUUUGAGCAGCUAACCCAGGUCACAUGCUGCCCAGUCAUGCUGGACGGUUCUUCAGCUCAGAGUGGGGCCCCACGACUUCGGUUGGAUGUGUGGGAAAAGGGAAACAUAAGUAUUGUGCAGCUGGAGGAAAAGCUCCAAGGAGCAGCUCGCCAGGCCCUGGCUGAUGCCGUCAUGGAGCUGCGGCUGCUGCCAGCUUCACUGUGUACAGAGGAUAACCCCCCAGGAAGUCUCAGAAGUGGAUCGUUGGAAACCAAGAGCACUGCAGGCCGAGCUAGCACUUUUCCCCCUGCGCCUGUCCCUGGGGAACCUGUGACUCCACCCAGCAAAGCUGGCCGGCGCAGCUUCUGGGAUAUGCUGAGUAAAACAGAAUGUGGGGAUUUGGGUUCCCCCAAAACAACUGACGACAUUGUCCUGGAUCGGCCAGAAGACACUCGGGGCCGGAGGCGUCACAAAACUGAGAAUGUGCGGACUCCUGGAGGAAAUGAGCGGGCACCAGGCCCAGAUUCUGGAGCCCAGAGACAAAGACGCCGGAUGACACAGCUAGAAGAGGGCGAGGUGGGGACCCUGCAUCCUGUGUUUGCUCACGUCAGUCGGCGCUGGAUGGAGUUUAUGGUUCAGAUUGGGUGUAUCUCAGUGUCCAGGAGCUCCACCCACAUGGUGUCCCGGUUCCUCCUUCCAUCCAUCCUGUCUGAGUUUACCACCUUGGUCACCUCAAUGGCUGGAGACACCAGCGUCCGGGUCUUUGAGCUGCAUUUGGGUUCAGAAUCAGAGAUCUUCAGUCCUUGUUCCCCUGGACAACUGGGCCCAGCUCCCCGUCCAGCAGCAGAGCGGCAUCUGCUGCUUCUGGGAAGGAACUUCUUGCAGUGGAGGAGACCAAUCCAGCAAGCUGCCAAAGCCAUGCAGCGCUUCGAACCAGGAGGCGAUGGGAGCUCAGGGCGGAGUGCUCCCCGGCAGAGGCUCUUGCUGCUGGAGGUCGUAGACAAGAAGCUACAGCUGCUGACCUACAACUGGGCUCCAGACCUAGGGGCGGCACUGGGCCGAGCGCUCGUUCACCUUGUGCAGUGGCAGAAUGCUCGGGCCCAUCUUAUCUUCUGCCUACUCAGCCAGAAGCUUGGACUCUUCCACCAUUAUGGCCAGUUGGAUUUCCCAGUGAGAGAUGAAAAGGAGCCAAACCCAUUCCUACUGCCGACCAUGGAAGCAGAGACCCUUAUCCGGAGUGCAAGUCCCCCACUGAGCCGUGAGCAGGGCCGGCUGAGUGGGUCCUCACGUGGUGGGGGCCCCCUUCCCCUGGAUACAUUCCCCUUCGAUGAGGCCUUGAGGGAUAUCACGGCUGCCCGCCCCAGCUCCACACUCAGCCCUGUGCCCAGAGUCCCUGAUCCCGUCACUUACCAUGGGCAACAGUUCCUGGAUAUCAAGAUGACAGAGCGCAGAGAGCUGGAGCGCCAGAUGAAGAUGGAGAACCUGUUUGUAACCUGGCAGCAGCGUUCUGCCCCAGCCAGCAUGCCCAUCAGUGCAGGGGAGCUGGAGACCCUGAAGCAGUCAUCCCGCCUGGUGCAUUACUGUGCAACAGCCCUGCUCUUCGACCCAGCUGCCUGGCUGCAUGGGCCCCCAGAGACUUCUGGGCACCCUGAGGGGCAGCGGCGCCAUCGCCCUGAGUCGGGAUCUGGGAGCCGAGAGGCACCCCCAGGCUGCGAAUCCUGUGAUGUGCCUCUGCCAGGAGCCCGUGAGGAGCCGUGGCUGAAGGAGCUGAGCUUGGCUUUCCUGCAGCAAUAUGUGCAGUAUCUGCAGAGCAUAGGCUUUGUGCUGGUGCCCCUGCGGCCCCCCUCACCUGCCCGCAGCGCUAGCCGGCUGCGGGCCAUGGCUAUCCUUGGAACAGAAGGCCGAGGCUCCUUCUCCUGCCCUAAAACCAAGACAGAUGGGAGCCCCAAGAGCACUGGCUCUGCGGUCACCACCUACCACCUGCAGCGGGCACUGCCUGGUGGCAUUAUCCUCAUGGAACUGGCCUUCCAGGGCUGUUACUUCUGUGUCAAACAGUUUGCCCUGGAAUGUUCCCGAAUCCCCAUGGGACAGGCUGUCAACUCUCAGCUGUCGAUGCUGUUCACGGAAGAGUGUGACAGGGUUCGUGACCUGAUGCAUGUGCACUCAUUCAGCUAUGACUUCCACCUGCGCCUCGUGCACCAACAUGUUCUGGGCACCCACCUGGUCCUUCGGCACGGCUACCACCUCACCACCUUCCUGCGACACUUCCUGGCCCAUCACCCUGAUGGGCCCCACUUCGGCCGCAACCACAUUUACCAAGGGACAUUGGAGCUCCCCACCCCACUCAUUGCUGCCCACCAGCUUUACAACUAUGUGGCUGACCAUGCCAGCUCCUACCACAUGAAGCCAUUGCGUAUGGCCCGGCCAGGGGGCCCAGAACAUAAUGAAUAUGCCUUGGUGUCAGCAUGGCACAGCUCUGGCUCCUACCUGGACUCUGAGGGACUUCGUCACCAGGAUGACUUUGAUGUGUCUCUGCUUGUCUGUCACUGUGCUGCACCCUUUGAGGAGCAAGGAGAGGCUGAGCGACAUGUUCUGCGGCUGCAGUUCUUCGUGGUGCUCACCAGCCAACGAGAGCUGUUCCCCAGACUCACUGCUGACAUGCGCCGGUUCCGGAAGCCACCCAGGCUGCCCCCUGAGCCAGAGAUUCCAGGGAGCUCAGCUGGUAGCCCUGGGGAGACCUCAGGGGUUGGUUUGGCCCCUGGACCAGCUCCCCUGUUCCCACCACUGGCUGCAGAGGUGGGUGUCGCACGGGCGCGGCUGGCUCAGCUGGUACGGCUGGCUGGAGGGCACUGCCGUCGGGACACGCUCUGGAAGCGCCUCUUCUUGCUGGAGCCACCAGGACCUGAUCGGCUGCGGCUAGGGGGGCGCCUGGCUCUGGCAGAGCUGGAGGAGCUCCUAGGAGCAGUCCAUGCCAAAUCCAUUGGGGACAUCGACCCGCAGCUGGAUUGCUUCCUGUCCAUGACAGUCUCCUGGUACCAGAGCCUGAUCAAGGUUCUCCUAAGCCGCUUCCCCCAGAGCUGUCGCCAUUUCCAGAGCCCAGACUUGGGAACUCAGUACCUGGUUGUGCUGAAUCAGAAGUUCACUGACUGUUUUGUGCUAGUGUUUCUGGAUUCCCACUUGGGAAAGACGUCUCUGACGGUGGUUUUCCGAGAGCCUUUCCCAGUACAGCCCCAGGACAGCGAGAGCCCCCCUGCCCAGCUGGUGUCCACCUACCACCACCUGGAAUCUGUCAUCAACACAGCUUGUUUCACCCUCUGGACCCGCCUCCUCUGAAGGAGUGGGCCACUGAAUGCCCUUGUUCCUCUCAUCAUGGUCUAUCAGAUUGCGCACCUGAGGCGGGACUGAGCAGCCCUGCUCUGGGCCCCACAACAAGCCCAAACACGGAGUGACACCAAAGGCUUUGCAAAUAUGUCUCGAGGAUCUGCUGCCCCAGCCCAGAAGCAGAGGCUGCUCUUCCCAAACACUCACAGCCACUGACCAGUCCAGGGCUCCAGGGGGUCAGGUAAACUUCAGGUGCCCAUCUCCUCUCUGGCCCCUAGGCCCUUCCAGAAAGGGGCUCCUCCUUCCUGCCCACCUGGUGGAGUCCCAGGAAUUCUUCACACCAGAUGGCAAGCACUCAACCUGAAUCCUGCCUCCAAGUCUUGGAUUGCUCUUUCUCCCCCACCCCCAGCCCUCUGGUCUUUAUUUCCCACUUGGAUAUCACUGUUGGACAUUGCUGUUAUGCAGAGACACCUAGGUUCCGGUCCCAGCUCUGCCUUUGAGUGCCUGUGACCAUGGGCAAGUCCCUUUGCUCUCAGACCUUUGGUUUCUCAUCUGUAAAUGAGGAGGUAGGCUCAGAAGCUCUCCCAUCUCUACAGCAACACUGGCACAGACUGGCAGAGUUGAGCAUGAGCUGUA